AGGUUGCGUCACAGUCUCUACAAUUAAUUUUAUAUAUAACAUUUAAAUUGCUGGAGUCGUCAUUCUUGUCUUUAUGUGUUUAAUCCAAUUGUUUAGAUUUUUUAAGACACGAUAUCCUACAUUUACAUCCGAUUUUUAAUAUUAACUGACAUUUUUUCGAAGAUGGAUUCUACAUAUGGAAUUGCAACAAAUUUGUUAUCUUUAUCCUUGUUAUCGUGAGGACCCUUUUUAUUUUCUCUAUCCGUUAUAUUUAAUUUGUUGCCGAUAAGAUUAUUAAUCUUACGAUUUAUUUUAUUGAAAAUAAGAGCAAGAGGGUAGCCAUUCGAUAACAGAACAUUUAUAAUUGUAUACAAAUUUUUACCAUGGAAUCGAAAAUGCGACAAUAGUAAUGUUCUGUUCACUAAAUUAUAAAUAGUGCCUAAUUUGUGGCACAUCGGAUGGUUGGAAUAAAAAGAUAAAAAUUUACCUGAAAAAGGUUUUUUAUGGAACCAAUCUACAUAUAUCGCAUUCUCAAUCACAUUAAAAGAAACUAAUGCUACGAUGGGCCAGAUAAAAAAAUAUGGACUUGACCUUGAGUGACCUAUUGACGGUCAGGUCAAGUGAAGUUAUCGAUGUCUUUUUAAAUAGAAACCUCUAUUGUUUAUUACAUUUUCUUGUAGCCCUUGUCGAGACGUUUCUAAAACACUACCUAUUGAUGUCUUUUACGCAAGCCGUUCCCAAGAUAUAAAGCUUAAAAUUCGACAUAUCAUCGGCAUUUGCAUUACCCGAUGUACACCGCGGGAAGGUUAAAUUGCUCGGUCGGAUCAAAAAUUUAUUACGUCUUGAUAAACCCUAAAUGCAAUAUUCUGCGAUGUAUGAUGAUGAAGUUUGCACUCUUUCAGAGAAAAGCGGACAAUGUUUCUACUUAUUGUUAGUCUUCGUCUAGUAUUGUUUAUUAUUAACUGAUUAAUAAUCAGCCAGACGUGAAAUAGACUACUUUCGCUAGUGAUCAAAAAAAUCAGAUAAAGAAAAAUCGACAUUAAAUACUCAAACAUCAACAUGUCUGAUCAUUUUGAAGGUGAUAUCUCCAUCACGGGCAUUUCAGGUCGUUUACCUGAAUCCUCAAACAUUGAGGAGUUUAAGGAAAAUUUAAUGAAAGGAAUGGACAUGGUUACCGAGGACGAGCGCCGUUGGUCAAAGGGUACUUAUGAAGUGCCAUCCAGAUUUGGCAAACUCAAGGAUCUUGGCAGUUUUGAUGCCUCGUUUUUCAGGGUACAUCCUAAACAGGCGCGCGUAAUGGAUCCACAGCUUCGCAUUAUGCUAGAAGUGACAUACGAGACGUUAAUUGACGCUGGCAUUAAUCCUUCCACCUUGAAAGGAUCACGCACCGGUGUAUUCGUCGGUGUUUCUUCUUCGGAUGCGAACAAUUUUUGGAAGAGAAAUGCAAACGGAUAUGGAUUGCUUGGAUGUUGCAGAGCAAUGUUUGCUAACAGAAUUUCAUAUGCUUUUGAUUGGAACGGUCCCAGUUACGCGAUUGACACAGCUUGUUCCUCGUCUUUGGCUGCCUUGCAUCAAGCAGUCCUCGCUAUAAGGACCGGGGAAUGCGACAGCGCGAUUGUUGGAGGAAUGAAUCUUUUGCUCGAUCCGGCGAAUGCUCUUCACUUUCAUCAACUAAAUAUGCUAUCCAACGAUGGCAAGUGCAAAACAUUCGAUGUUACGGCUGACGGUUACGCGAGAGCCGAAGCAGUGGUUGCAAUAUAUCUGCAGAAGGCGAUUGAUGCGCGCAGAGUGUACGCCACAGUGAUGAAUACAAUGGUAAACACGGAUGGUUAUAAGCCUGAAGGUAUCACGUAUCCAAACGGGAACAUUCAAUGUCAGAUGUUGCACGAGGUAUACAACAAGGUGGGUCUCGAUCCCAAGAAUGUUGUUUACAUGGAAGCUCAUGGAACCGGUACCAAAACGGGGGAUCCAGAAGAACUCGCUGCCAUUGAUAAACUGCUCUGUAAAGAUAGAAAGACACCACUGCUGAUAGGCUCGGUUAAGUCAAAUAUGGGACAUUCGGAACCCGCCAGUGGAUUGUGCUCCAUUGUUAAGGUGCUGAUCGCGAUGGAAACAGGUGUAAUUCCUGCGAAUUUAAACUUCACUAUUCCAAAUCCAAUGCUCCCUGCACUAAAAGAAGGACGAAUGCGUGUGGUCGACAAAAUCACAUCUUGGAACGGCGGUCUCGUGGGUAUCAAUUCGUUCGGUUUUGGUGGCUCUAAUUCGCAUGUCAUUCUGCGCAGUAACCCAAAAGCAAAGAUGUCGUCAGUGUCAGAAACUGUCGAACCGAUGCUGCCGAAGCUAGUUAUCGUGUCAGGUCGAACGAAAGAUGCUACAGACGUGUUACUGGAUAAGGCAACAGAGCAUCUGCAGGACAAGGAGUUUUUAUCACUAUUACAUGCUGUGCACAGUGUUAAUAUAUCAGGACACAACGUUCGCGGCUACGAGAUACUUGGUCAUGACAAUACGCGCGAAGUGGCCGAGGCCAAUUAUGAUAAGAAACGUCCCAUUUGGUUUGUAUUUUCCGGUAUGGGUUCUCAAUGGCCAGGUAUGGGUCGCGAAUUAUUUCACAUCGAAAUUUGCCAACGCAGUUUGCGACAAUGUGCGGAUAUCUUAAAAAACCAAGACAUCGACCUAAUAAAUAUCAUCAUGAAUGGUACUGACGAGAUUUACGAGAACGUAAUAGUUGCUUUUGUAUCAAUUGUGGCCAUCCAAAUCGCUCUCGUCGAUAUGUUGAUAUCUAUAGGCAUACAACCAGACGGCAUAGUUGGACACUCUAUCGGUGAAUUAAGCUGUUCCUAUGCCGACGGUGCGUUUACAUUGGAACAAACCAUAUUGGCAGCUUACUACAGAGGCAAAGCGAUUGUAGAUUCAAACUUGAAACCGGGUGCUAUGGCAGCGAUUGGUUUAAACUGGGAGGAAGCUAAAACGAUAUGUCCGUCCGAUAUCGUUCCAGCCUGUCACAAUUCCGCACGUUUGGUUACUAUAAGCGGCCCAUCUAUUUCUGUAAACAUGUUUGUCGAGAAGCUGAAUAAGAAAAAUAUUUUUACCAAGAUGAUUAAAUGCUCUGGCAUUGCUUUUCACAGCAAAUACGUUGCCGAGGCAGAAUUUAAGUUUCGCAAUUCACUCGACAUGAUCAUAACAAAACCGAAGCAGAGAUCUCACAGAUGGAUCUCUAGUUCGGUUCCCAAGGUCGCGUGGAAAAGUCCACUUGCACAGUUCAGCUCAACUGAUUAUCACGUGAAUAAUUUGUUAUCGCCCGUACUCUUCUACGAAGCGACUGCGCACAUCCCAGAGAACGCCAUAACCAUUGAAAUCUCGCCGCAUUGUUUACUUCAGGCGAUCCUUUGUCGAUCGCUACCACCGACGGUGACAAAUGUCAGUCUUCAAAAACGGAAUCAUUCAAACAACCUUAUCUUCUUGCUGUCUAAUGUAGGAAAAUUGUAUAAUGCCGGAGCGCAACCAGAUAUCUCCAAAUUGUAUUUGCCGGUCAGUUUUCCUGUUGGUCGUGGAACACCAAUGAUCGGACCUUUAGUCAAAUGGGACCAUUCCGUUACGUGGGAGGUGCCAAAUUUUAAGCAUAGGUCAGGAGAAUUGUCGAACAAGCACAUUGUGGAAGUAAAUCUAACAAGAAAGAUGGAUGCGUUUCUAACUGGACACAAAGUCAACGGAAAACUUAUCUUUCCUGGCGCCGGUUUUAUUCUGAUGAUUUGGAAAACUUUUGCCAAACUACAUGACAUCAAUUUCGAACAAAUACCAAUAAUCCUAGAGAAUCUACAGUUUCAUCGUGCUACCUUUGUGCCGGAGAAAAAAACAAUCAAGUUUUUCGUAAAUAUUUUUGAAAUAACGGGUAAUUUUGAGAUCUGUGAAUCCAAUGCGGUCGUUGUCAGUGGAAACAUACGCGUAGCUGAGGCCAUCGAAAAAGAGCAGCUAAAUCGAUCACCGAUACCGCUCGUUAAUAAGGAGCACUCAUUACCAAUGAAUACAGAGGACAUUUAUAAGGAAUUGAGGCUGCGCGGUUAUGAAUAUAGUGACAUUUUCAAAGGGAUAAAGUCCUGCAAUUGCGACAAAACCAUAGGUGAGCUAUAUUGGUUUAACGAAUGGACCUCGUACAUAGACAGUAUGUUUCAAUUUACCGUAUUGUUCAGUGAAAGAAAAGUGGUGUACAUAUCGGGAAUCCGUUAUGUCGCAAUCGAUCCUGUUUUUCAUAAACAAUUGGUUGAUGAAUUACCAAAACACAGUGGAUUACCCGUAUAUUAUUACAAGAACAUCGCCGUUAUCAAAUCGGGUGGUAUCGAAGUGAGAGGUAUAAAACCUACUGCACCUAUACGACAACAAGUUCAAGUCAGACCUAAAUACGAAAGUUAUGAUUAUGUAUCUUAUGAAAAUCCGCACAACUUUAUUCUGAAAGAUCCCAUAAAAGGAAAAACACACGCGCUUACCGUGUUAUUACAAACAGUUUGUGAAAACGUUAUGACAUCGAGAAUCAAAAUCGUAGAAGUUGUGGGCAAUCGAGCCGCAGAAGACCUUUUAAUGCCGCUUGUACACGACAUUUUAUACAGCGAACCCUUCUGUAAUGUGGAUUUACAGAUAGCCAUCAAUUCCGCCAAAAAUUACGCAAAACAUUUUAAUCGAGUGAAUGUAAAAAUUAACACUGUGACAUGGAAUGAAGCAUCCUUAAGUCAGAAUGUGCAUCUUAUCAUAGCCGCAAAUAUUCAGUCUUUUACACAUCUUACAAAUCUAGCUGCUGUCUUGAAAUCAGGUUGUUUUAUUCUUCUGGAAGUGACUGCUGAACGAUUCGAUUUUGAGACCAGGUUGAAAGAGGAGAAUCUGGUGUUAGUCGGAAAACAAAUUGGUUCUUCGGGAAAGAGUUAUGUUUUGUUGAGAAAGCGAAAUAAGAAAAGAGAGUCGAUUGUAAUAUCAAUUACAGGAAAACAUUUUUCAUGGUUGGACAAUGCGAAACAAGUAUUUAAAAAAUUUGAUAGUGAAAAUCAAGAAAUACUUUUUGUGUCUCAGGACAAAGAUUCACUUGGCUUAAUUGGAUUGAUGAAUUGUAUUCGGCGUGAGACCACAAAUGUACGUUACGUGUUUAUUCAUGAUGAUAACGCUCCCAAAUUUGAUUUAUCCACUCAGUUUUAUGUGGAGCAAUUAGAUAAAGGAUUAAUAGCUAAUGUGUUAAAAGGAGGUCAAUGGGGUAGUUAUCGGCACUUCCAAUUAGAUUGUUCUGGCAAAAUUCAAGUUGAGCACGCCUACGUGAAUACAUUAACGAAAGGAGACUUGAGCAGUCUGGAAUGGAUUCAAAGUCCGAUAACAUACUGCCAGACUAAUUAUCAAAGAUCUAUCUGCAGUGUGUAUUACGCCUCGUUAAAUUUCAAGGAUAUCAUGUUAGCAACCGGUAAAAUAUCAAUGAACGAAAUCCCGGGAUUGCCUAAAGAGGACUUUAUAUUAGGUAUUGAGUUUUCCGGAAGAGAUGUAAAUGGAAAUAGAGUCAUGGGUGUGAUCAGAGGUAAAGGGUUGGCGACCACUGUUGUGUCUGAUUCCGAUUUUCUUUGGAAUGUACCUGACAAGUGGACGUUGGAGCAAGCGGCUACAAUUCCUGUCGCUUAUAUGACUAGUUAUUACGCUCUGUUUGUACGAGGUCGGUUAAAAAGGGGAGAGACCGUGCUGAUUCACACUGGUGCGGGUGCGGUUGGUCAAGCAGCGAUCACCAUUGCAUUGCAUGCCGGCUGCACAGUCUUCACCACUGUUGGUACAUUGGAGAAGCGGCUGUAUCUUAAAAAAAUUUUUCCACAAUUGUCCGAUAAGCACAUCGGCAAUUCCCGUGAUACGAGUUUCGAGCAAUUAAUUCUCGAUAAUACCCAAGGACGUGGGGUGGACGUGGUAUUAAACUCUUUAGCGGAAGAAAAACUGCAUGCCAGCGUACGGUGUCUCGCAAUAAACGGUCGUUUUCUAGAGAUAGGGAAGUAUGACAUGAUGAAUGGCAACCGCAUAGAUAUGUCGAUAUUUUUAAAGAACAUUGCCUUUCACGGUAUACUGUUUGAAAUGCUCUUUGAGAACUACGUGGACAAACGAGAAACAAUUAUGCUUUUCUCGGAAGGAAUCGAGAACGGCGUAGUGCGCCCGUUAUCAACAACAAUAUUUUCAGACCAACAUCUCGAACAGGGAUUUAGAUUUAUGGCGACAGGCAAACACAUCGGCAAGGUAUUGUUCCGAAUCCGGGAAGAGGAAACGCAGAAUCGUGUGCUACCGAUUUCUAGAAUGAUGACUGCUAUGCCGCGAACUUACAUGCAUCCGGAGAAGUCAUACGUGCUGAUUGGUGGUCUCGGUGGAUUUGGCUUGGAAUUGGCCAAUUGGAUGAUUGCUCGCGGUGCCAGGUUUAUAAUUCUCGUGGCACGUACCGGUGUACGCACCGGUUAUCAGGAAUCGCGAGUGCAUUAUUGGCGCGAAAGCGGCAUCCGUAUCGUCAUUUCUACGGCAGAUGUCACAACAUCAUUGGGCGCCGAACGUUUAAUCAAAGAAAGUAACCAACUGGCUCCGGUAGGUGGUAUAUUUAAUCUGGCGGCUGUGAUGCGCGAUGCUUUGUUCGAAAACCUUGACGUGGACGACUUCGAGAGUGUAAUAUUGCCAAAAGUCAACGCUACGAGAAAUUUGGAUGAAAUAUCGAGAAAAUUCUGUCCAUCAUUAGAUCAUUUUGUCGUGUUUUCAUCCGUGUCGUGCGGUCGCGGCAAUUCAGGUCAAUCUGCUUACGGAUAUGCAAAUUCGGUUAUGGAGAGAAUGAUGGAACAGAGAUGUGCUUCGGGUUUGCCCGGUCUUGCUAUUCAAUGGGGUCCUAUCGGAGAUGUCGGUUUAUACGUAGAUAUGAAGAAUAAGAAUAUCAAUUUAAGCAAUAUUUUACCGCAAUCUAUGAGCAGCUGCCUCGCAACUAUGGAUGUCUUUCUUCAACAGCAAUAUCCUAUACUAUCGUCUGUGGUAGUAGCUAAUAAGAAACAUAAAACCGCGAAUAGCGACAGCAAAGUUAAUUUUGCUCAAAUUUUUAAUGUUCUCGGUAUCAAAAAUUUUCUGUCAAAAAAUCUCGAUGACAGUUUCGAGAAACUGGGUGUCGACUCACUGGGCUAUGUAGAGAUCAAACAGAUUCUUGAAAAAGAUUAUGAUAUAGUAUUAUCAUUCCGAGAAAUCCGUACUUUGACAGUAGGCAAAUUGCGAGAUUUAGUUUUGGCAAAUGACGUAUCUUGCGAUUUUUCUACGAGUUAGAAAAAAUAUAAACAUAACUGUGAAUUCUUUA
This is a messenger RNA of Nylanderia fulva, 7300 nucleotides long. Its product is annotated as fatty acid synthase-like. Gene Ontology annotation, biological process: fatty acid biosynthetic process. The record is from RefSeq and is a predicted model, not a curated record. NCBI's taxonomy places the organism in Eukaryota, Metazoa, Arthropoda, Insecta, Hymenoptera, Formicidae. Gene Ontology annotation, molecular function: 3-oxoacyl-[acyl-carrier-protein] synthase activity; oxidoreductase activity; fatty acid synthase activity.